Messenger RNA from Symbiodinium natans, 1998 nucleotides. Lineage: Eukaryota; Dinophyceae; Suessiales; Symbiodiniaceae. The record is from the annotation of a GenBank genome assembly.
AUGGCAAAUCUCUGGGAGUUGGUCCUCUCUGGGAACCAGUUUUUCUCGAGCCUCCCUUCAACCUUCCCUACGCUCACGCAGCUCCGAGUUCUGGACAUCUCUGAGACGGGUGUGAGGGGCUCUGCCCCGAAGCGGAUGGAACAGAUGUCACAACUUGUUGUGUUCGACAUCCACGGCACCAGGGUCGAACGCGGAAAAUUCAGACACACGUACCCGGACACGACGGUGACGUCGAUGGGAGGUGAUGGCAAGAACUGUGCGCCAAUGCUCGAGGACCCCUGCUGCCUUUUCGGCCGGUCGUCGAACCGCUGCACGCUUGAGGAGAUCCUGAGGAGGUUGUGGACUCCGCCCUACUGGCAGCGGCACGCGUACCCAGCAGAUACACCCUUCUGCUCCUGGUCAGGUGUGACCUGCGCCACUGUGGAGGGCCGUCCAAGGGUGGUAAGGCUCAUCCUGGAGGAUGCCCUGAUGUCUGGCAUGCUGAACGGGCAUUGGGAAGAUUUAGGUGAGCUCAGAGAGCUCCGCGUACGGAGCCGGCGCACGACAGGAGGCCUGCAAUGGAAAAUGGGGUCGAUGUCGAAGCUGGAGAUACUCGAGCUACAAGGGCCUUUCGACGGAGUACUGUGGGGAAACUCGUGGAUCGGGAAGUUGACAUCUCUUCGCGUGCUCAUCUUGCGGACCGUUUUCAGAGAUGCCAAGCGUGCGAACAAAGACCGCCUUCCCGCCACCAUCGCCAACCUCCGCAAUCUGGAGGUGCUCGAUCUUACAGGCAAUCGCGUCCGCAUGCAGUUUCAGUCCCUCGUGGGUUCACUUCCGAAGUUGAACCUGCGCGAGCUCCGGCUCAGUGGCAACCUGCUGGAAGGUUCCAUCGGCAAGGAAGUCAGCGACCUUCCCAAUCUUGAGGUCUUAGCCCUGGAUGGGAAUAUGUUGGAGUCCAAGCUGCCGGGAGAACUGGCGCAGCUUUCGCGGCUUCAAGAGUUGGAUCUCCGCAACAACCGUUUCGAGGGGAAGGUCCCGAGAGGUCUCCGACAGCUGAAACUCACGCGGCUGGCUUUGGGCAACAAUCAGUUCACGAAACCGAUCCAGUCAAAGAACUGCGCGCCUGUGGAGGAGGAUCCGUGCGAGCUCUUCAGACUCCAAGACCUGGAUCGUGGUGACGUCAACGUCUGGCCGUUCAUCCUUGUGGCCUCCUUGUUGCUCUCCGGCCUCUUCUACAAGGACCGAACCUGCCAAGGCUUCAGCGUGCGCCCAGGCGCGCUGGAACUCGCUGCUUGGAGCAGCGAUGGAGAGGAAUGGGAGGGCAGGAGGAAGUUCCGCAACUGCUGGGCCGUCCUGGAGGUGUGCGAGCUCUGCUUUGUCAUCGCUAUGCCGUUGGCGCCGUUGCCGCUUUCGUUUCCGCUGCUGAGUCAGAUCGCGCUGUUGACGCUUGUUCUCUUCAAGCUGGCGCUUUUCAGAUUGCACCGCAAGGAGCUGGUGUUCCGGCCCCUAGAUGUGCUGCUACCGGAGGGCUCCUCGGUGCUGAUGCUGCCGUCCCAGGAGAUGGCCGGCCAUGCCAAAUUGCUGGGCAUCAUUGUGUGCGGCUACCUUGCGACAUUCACGGUCGUUUCGAAGAUGCUCAACGUCUUCAUGGUGAUGGAGCCCUUCUGCUGCCUGGUGCUCCUGCUGGCUGUGAUUCGCACCACCUUUGCCAGCCGCACGGUACCUUUCGAGGAGCAGCGCGAAGACAAGGCGAAUGAGCUCCUCAAGGUUGCACUUGUGGUGGAGGUGUUCACCAGCGAUCAGCGAUGGCACCGUAUCAACGAGCGGACGGUGCACGUCGACUUCCAGUUGCCCUCGUCUUCCCAGCGCUCCUUUGUGGAGGUCGAGCUGCAAUCUUCAACUUCCUCCUGCACGCCGCCGGCGGAGACGACUCGUCGAAGGCUGCCACCAAGCCGCAGGAAGACCCUGAGGGGGCGUUGCACUGGGACGCCAGCCGUGGCAAGAUCCCUGUGUCUGUGA